This is a messenger RNA of Tremella mesenterica DSM 1558, 603 nucleotides long. RefSeq lists its product as uncharacterized. The transcript has 2 exons. Bases 1 to 603 code for a protein of 200 amino acids. NCBI's taxonomy places the organism in Eukaryota, Fungi, Basidiomycota, Tremellomycetes, Tremellales, Tremellaceae. The record is from RefSeq and is a predicted model, not a curated record.
AUGUCUCUUCAAGCUCAAAAUUUGACUAUUUUCCCAACAUUUACCCUCGCUAUCAAUUCCAAGUGGAGCAAAAAGGAAUGUAAUAAAAAUAUGGUGACCAUCAUCAACUCAACCAUUGCCGACCCUAACACGGUCUGCGUGACAUCUUUUACGGGACGUGAUGGGCUUCACAUAAAUAAUGCAUUUCAAGUGGAUAUACGUAACAUUUCGACUGGACGACCCAUAGUAUGGACUGAAAGGUUCCCAACCUUGUCACAAACCAGCUACAGGGAGAUCACUGAGCAUCAAUAUCAGAUGGAAAAGAGCCUUCUCAAAGCCUAUUCUCAAUGCCUCACGGCUAACUUUAAAACAAUGAUGGAGAACAGAAACAAUCAGUCUCUUCCCCCACAAGAUACACCAGGUGACUCUCAAUUAUCAGCUCCAACUUCUCACACAGUAGUAAACCAUGCUUUCGCAAUGAUGUUACAGGUGAAGGACUACAAGUACGGUUUUCUCCCUUUCCAGUUGACUGAAUCAGAACUGACUUAUGAAAUAUAUGAUGAUGGAACAGCAGAGGAAGAGUGGCGAUUGAGUCCAAGUACUAAAUCUGGAGAUGGAGUAUGA